CAUGUAUGCAUGUAUAUAUGUAUGUAUGUAUGAAUGUAUGUACGUAUGUAUGUAUGUAUGUAUGUAUGUGUGUGUAAAUUUAUGGUUUAAAAAAAGAUUACGAGAUAUGAUGAAAUAGCAAGUUGACAAUUUUAUUUAAAAAAAAAAAAAAAAAAAAAAAAAAAAAAAAAAAAAAAAAAAAAAAAAAAAAAAAGCGUUUCGAAAUGUAAUUAGUAGUAGGAGCGAUAAAAAUGAGAAGUAAAUUAUGAGACGUUUGUGAAAGGAUUUUUAAAAUAAGCUAGGACGUUCAUUUAUGUGCAUGUAAUGACGAAGAGCUUCGUAAUUACAAAUAAUUUAAAACAAAAAAAAAAAAAGGGAAAUAGAAGUAAACAGAAAAGUUGUCUGAACGUAUCUCGUGUAACUUGAAAUUAUAAGAAAGGAUAGCUCAUUUUCUCUCUCUCUCUCUCUUUCUCUCUUAUUUUUCCUUGAAGAAAAUUUUUCAAGUUUAAUAAUUAAAAAGCUCUUAUGAAUAUUUCAAAAGUCUAUCCCCUCGUAAUUAGAAUUUUUGUGUGAAUUCGUUUUUUAAGUUGUGAAAAGAGUAAUUCCGGUGCCUCUUUAAUGGUAGUAUUUCUUUGAAUAAUAAAAUAAAAGAAAUAAAGAGAAGGACAAAUCAAGAUACGAAUAAUGUAUUAUAAUUUUUAAAAGGCAUCUACAUAUGUGCUUUUAAUUUAGGAUUCAUUCGAUUUGAUAUUAUUAUUAUUAGAAAAAUAUAAGAAAAAUGUUUCAUAUUUUUCAUAAGUUUAUUAUUUCUUUGUAAAAACGGAUAAUUAUUCAGCCGGCGUUAAACAAAAAGAAACAAGUUAUUGCAUUCUCCGGUAUCGACGUUUUAACGAUCACUUGGAAAAGUUAAUUUAACAUUUAACGACAAAGUUUUUUUUCUUUUUUUCCUUUCUUUUUUUUUUUUUUUUUUGAACGAGAAUAGAUGACGUUAGAACGCACACAGAGCUUUUUGCUUUCGCUUGAUGCGUACAACGGCGUAGAUUGUAAAGGAUAUUUAUUUUCUAAUUAGAUUUAAUAUGCUCGCACUAUUGCUCUUAAAAAGCGUUAACUCAUUCGGAGAUAUAUGAAUAUCUAGGAUGGCCUUUAAUGCCCAAUUGAAUGAAUUAUCAUGAAGUAACGGUGUACGUGCUUAAUUCAAUUUAUAUAUUCGAUCCAAACUUCGUUAAUGAGACUAUCGAAAGUAAUCUGAUUGUGAAUGCUAGUGCAUCUUGUGAAUCUAGUGGAAAGAGACAAUUUCGUGUAGAAUAAAGUGCACGGUAAAUUUAACAUCUUCGGAAACGUUGAAAGAGGUAAGCCAGACUCUAAACCAGAGGUUAACAUUUUUCAAAUAUGUCAGAGCGAUGAAAAAAAAAGGAGAAAAAUUUUACGCCAGGCAACUUCGACAUCAAGGAAAUCGAGGAAAGAUUCUGUUUACGGAUGAUCGCCGAAGAACGUGGAAAAACUUUUUUACGUUCCAAAAAUAUCACAAAAUUGACAUGUUGGCUGACGACAUCGAAGAAAGACACACGAGGGACUCCACCAAUAUAUAUACUUCAUUCGAGAAGAAGACGUAAGCGUCGAGAUAAACGUUGGUUGGCUCACUUACUUUUUUGAUCUGUAAGGUUGCCCUUCGGCAAUGUUCCGGGUUAUGUGUAAUAUCUCGAAAUUUGCAAGAAUAAUUUAUUCUAACGACUACUUAUCUACUUGUUAAGAAGGAUAUUUAAAAAAAGAAAUAAUAAAAAAAGAAAAGGGGAAAAAAAGAAAAAAAAAGGCAAGGAAGACAGAAUUAAUAUCGUAAGAAAAAUGAAUCGUUUACAAGUGUUCGUUCUCGUGUGUUUCCUAUUUUCUGUGCCAUUUUUGACGGACACCACGGAUGAAUCGGAAUACAUUUCGAUAACGGAAAGUUUAAAUUUUGUGAGUGUGAACAAUUGCACAAAUAUUGCUUGCAUACCGGACGAAGAAUACCUUGAGAUUAUGUACGAAGAUAUAUUUCCGAACUUCACCGAUUGGGUCAUGAUAACUCUGCAUAGUAUCAUUUUCAUCACUGGCCUAGUUGGUAAUUCUCUGGUUUGUUUGGCGGUUUGUCGGAAUCACUCAAUGAAGACAGUUACUAAUUAUUUCAUCGUCAAUCUCGCUGUGGCUGAUCUUCUGGUUAUUCUAAUAUGCUUGCCGUCUAGCGUACUUUGGGAUGUAACGGAGACAUGGUUCCUUGGUUGGGGACUUUGCAAAGCUAUACCGUAUCUUCAGACCGUCUCGGUGAGCGUCAGCGUUUUAACAUUGACAUGUAUAUCGAUAGACCGAUGGUAUGCCAUUUGUUAUCCCUUGAGAUUCAGAUCGACUACUAGAUGGGCAAAAACAGCAAUUGCUGUUAUCUGGACGGUAUCUUUUCUUUUUGAUAUUCCAGAUAUAUUAGUUCUCCACACGGUACCAUCCGAAAGUAAAGUAAAAACGAUACUCUAUACUCAAUGCAAAUCUUCUUUAAGUCAUGAAAAACAAACUAUAUUUUGGGCCAUAAAGUUAACCUUUUUAUAUGUCGUUCCAUUAAUUUUCAUGACUUUAACUUAUUGGCAAAUAGUACAUGUUCUUUGGCGUAGCGAUAUUCCUGGACAUAACCUUACUAGCAGAGCUUGUCAAAUAGGUGAGAUACGUUCCACCGGUGCUGGAAAUCCUGAGGGUCAAUUGAGAUCUCGACGAAAAGCAGCAAAGAUGUUGAUAGCCAUAGUUGUCACAUUCGCCAUUUGUUAUUUUCCAGUGCAUCUUCUCUCGAUCUUAAAAUACAUCAUACUUUUACCGUCCGGUGAAUGGUCGAUUAAAGUGAGCUUGUUCGCUCAUUGGCUUUGUUACGUCAACAGCGCAGUGAAUCCCUUGAUUUACAAUUUUAUGAGCGGUAAGUUCCGGCACGAAUUUCGGCGUACUUUUCGAGAUUGUACUCCUACGAGCAAUGCGAAUGGUCGCCAUGCGACCCAUCGGCUCAGCAACUACGCUUACAGAAUGGGUAAUGGCUACCAUUCUACGCUCCGAUGUUGUCGUGAUCCUUUUGUGUCCUCUGUAAAACGGCCAUCCUGUGCAAAGAAAUCCAUAGACAUCACGAUGGAAACAAAUCUCGGUGGAACGGAUCACAAAACAGCAAUGAACAAUUCCAGCCGUGAAGUCGAUUAUGCUUAGAGGGUAAAUUUCGGAGACAAUUCAAACGCGCCUUUCCUUGCUUCAAGAAACGCAAAAAUCGAGCAAGAA
This is a messenger RNA of Vespa velutina, 3252 nucleotides long. Its product is annotated as orexin/Hypocretin receptor type 1-like. Gene Ontology annotation, biological process: G protein-coupled receptor signaling pathway. The transcript is spliced from 9 exons. Lineage: Eukaryota; Metazoa; Arthropoda; Insecta; Hymenoptera; Vespidae. The record is from RefSeq and is a predicted model, not a curated record. Bases 1822 to 3183 code for a protein of 453 amino acids. Gene Ontology annotation, molecular function: neuropeptide Y receptor activity. Gene Ontology annotation, cellular component: membrane.